This is a messenger RNA of Ceratosolen solmsi marchali, 763 nucleotides long. RefSeq names its product 40S ribosomal protein S12 homolog tsunagi (gene tsu). Gene Ontology annotation, biological process: RNA processing. Gene Ontology annotation, molecular function: mRNA binding. The transcript has 4 exons. Bases 107 to 604 code for a protein of 165 amino acids. Gene Ontology annotation, cellular component: nucleus; cytoplasm. The record is from RefSeq and is a predicted model, not a curated record. Lineage: Eukaryota; Metazoa; Arthropoda; Insecta; Hymenoptera; Agaonidae.
UAGCCAUCCAUAUGAAUUAAAAUUAUCAUUCAUAUUUCGGUAUUAUUUUUCAUUUAACAAACAGCUAUUUGUUUUGUUUUUUAAAAAGUGAGUUAAGUAUUGUACAAUGGCUGAUGUGUUGGAUAUUGAUAAUGCAGAAGAGUUUGAAGUCGAUGAUGAAGGAGAUCAAGGAAUUGCGCGACUUAAGGAAAAAGCAAAGAAGAGGAAAGGUCGUGGACAUGGGGCAGAGCUUGUUUCUACUAGAGACGAUGUUGGCCAUUAUGAGUCUAUGCACAUAGUGGAAGAUGAUAAUGAGCCUGGACCUCAAAGAUCUGUAGAAGGAUGGAUUUUAUUUAUUACGUCUGUUCACGAAGAGGCUCAAGAGGAUGAUAUUCAGGAUAAAUUUUCAGAAUUUGGUCAGAUAAAAAAUAUUCAUCUUAAUUUAGAUAGAAGAACAGGAUUUUUGAAGGGCUAUGCUCUUGUUGAAUAUGAAACAUUCAAAGAAGCACAAGCCGCUAAGGAUGCCUUGAAUGGCACAGAAAUUCUAGGUCAGCCAAUUGGAGUAGAUUGGUGCUUUGUUAAGGGUCCCAAAAAAUUAAAGAAACGAAGUGGUAGAAGAAGGUAGACAAAGAUUUUAAAAGUGUUUAAAUAACUGGACCAUUAUUUUAUUUUUUUUUUUUUCACUAUUUCCUUACGAUUGUAAACAUUUAUGUUACUUUAUAUGUGUAAGAUUGAUACUCAUUGUAACCGAAUUUCAUAAUUAAAUUUAAUUUAAUAAGCUCCA